AUGGCAGACAAUCUGACAUCCAUUACAGAGUUCAUCUUACUGGGAUUUCCCCUUGGCCCAAGGACUCAGAUGUUCCUCUUUGGGCUCUUCUCUCUAUUCUAUGUUCUCACCCUGCUGGGCAAUGGUGUCAUCCUGAGACUCAUCUGGUUGGAUCCCAGACUUCACACCCCCAUGUACUUCUUCCUCUCAAAUCUGGCCAUUGUUGACAUUGCUUAUGCCUGCAACACGGUGCCCCAGAUGCUGGUAAACCUUCUGAAUCCCUCCAAGCCCAUCUCCUUUGCUGGCUGUGUAACACAGACUUUCCUCUUUUUGACAUUUGCUGUCACAGAAUGUCUUCUCCUGGUGGUGAUGUCCUAUGAUCGCUAUGUGGCCAUCUGCCACCCCCUCCGAUAUUCUGCCAUCAUGAGUUGGAGAAUGUGCGUCACCCUGGUCAUCACUUCCUGGGCCAUUGGAGUCCUUCUGUCCCUGAUUCAUCUAGUGUUACUCCUACCAUUGCCUUUCUGUAGGUCUCAGAAAAUUAAUCACUUUUUCUGUGAAAUCAUGGCUGUGCUCAAACUUGCCUGUGCAGAUACCCACAUCAAUGAGAACAUGGUCCUAGCUGGAGCAACUUCUGUGCUGGUGGGACCCUUCUCCUCAAUUGUAGUUUCCUAUGUGUGCAUUCUCUGUGCAAUCCUUCAGAUCAAGUCUGGGGAAGGUCAAAGGAAAGCCUUCUCCACUUGCUCCUCCCACCUGUGUGUGGUUGGACUCUUUUAUGGCACAGCCAUUAUCACCUAUGUUGGACCCAGAUAUGGGAGCCCCAAAGAGCAAAAGAAAUACCUCCUGCUAUUUCACAGCCUCUUCAAUCCCAUGCUCAAUCCCCUUAUUUAUAGUCUUAGAAACUCAGACGUAAAGAAUACAUUAAAGAGAGCACUAGGAAUGGAGACCGAUAUAUGA
This is a messenger RNA of Lepus europaeus (European hare), 933 nucleotides long. Its product is annotated as olfactory receptor 2A7. The coding region runs from base 1 to 933 and encodes 310 amino acids. The transcript has a single exon. Gene Ontology annotation, biological process: G protein-coupled receptor signaling pathway. The record is from RefSeq and is a predicted model, not a curated record. Lineage: Eukaryota; Metazoa; Chordata; Mammalia; Lagomorpha; Leporidae. Gene Ontology annotation, cellular component: membrane. Gene Ontology annotation, molecular function: olfactory receptor activity; G protein-coupled receptor activity.